AUGCCAGAGAAGGUCCUGUGGAUGAGACGUAUGCGUGUGCUCCGCAAUUUGUUGAAGAGGUAUCGCGAGUCGAAGAAGAUCGACAGAACUUUGUACCACGAGCUCUACCUCCGUGCCAAGGGUAACAACUUCAAGAACAAGAAACAUCUUAUGGAGUACAUCUUCCGAAAGAAGAGUGAGAACAAGCGUGCUAAGCAACUCGCUGAUCAAGCUCAAGCAAGACGUGACAAGAACAAGGAAGCCCGUAAGAGACGAGAAGAGCGACAACAUGCCAAGAGAACGGAGCUUCUUCGCAAGAUUUCGGAGAGCGAGAGAGCCACCACUGAACAGAAGUAA
This is a messenger RNA of Ostertagia ostertagi, 336 nucleotides long. NCBI's taxonomy places the organism in Eukaryota, Metazoa, Nematoda, Chromadorea, Rhabditida, Trichostrongylidae. The record is from the annotation of a GenBank genome assembly.